Gasterosteus aculeatus aculeatus (three-spined stickleback) is the source of this 1689-nucleotide messenger RNA. RefSeq names its product pre-B-cell leukemia transcription factor 1. The record is from RefSeq and is a predicted model, not a curated record. Gene Ontology annotation, molecular function: DNA binding; DNA-binding transcription factor activity, RNA polymerase II-specific. Lineage: Eukaryota; Metazoa; Chordata; Actinopteri; Perciformes; Gasterosteidae. Gene Ontology annotation, cellular component: nucleus. Gene Ontology annotation, biological process: regulation of DNA-templated transcription.
AGGAAACGGCAGUUCAGAUCACAUUUCACAUUCAGCUCCGACCGGCUGAGAGAGAGACAGCCAGCGAGCAGAGGGGGAGCCGAGUCUCCGCUUUCCUCUCCGGUACCUUCGCCAGUGGAAGAAAAUAAUAACCAUUUAUAUUCAAAAAGAAAAAAAAAAGACGCUCCGGCGGACGAACGAGCGUGCGCGCGCGCGCCGCGAGAACCCCCCAAAAACACCACCGGGAUUUCUUUUUUCUUCUUCUUUGCUCAUAUGUGUUCCUGCAGGAUUUUUUAGAGCGCCACAGAGAAAUAGACAGACAAGAAGAAGAGGAGGAAGAAGAAGAAGAAGAAGAGAUGGACGAGCAGACGAGGUUGAUGCACUCGCACACGGGGGUGGGCAUGGCGGGGCACCCCGGCCUGCCGCCGCAUAUGCAGGAGGGCACCGGAGGACCGGACGGCGACGGGAGGAAACAGGACAUUGGAGACAUUUUACAGCAAAUCAUGACCAUCACGGACCAGAGUCUGGACGAAGCUCAGGCCAGGAAACACGCUCUCAACUGUCACAGAAUGAAGCCUGCCCUUUUCAAUGUCCUGUGUGAAAUCAAAGAAAAAACAGUGCUGAGCAUCCGCGGCGCCCAGGAGGAGGAGCCGCCGGAUCCCCAGCUCAUGCGCCUGGACAACAUGCUGCUGGCAGAGGGCGUGUCCGGUCCGGAGAAAGGCGGCGGCUCGGCGGCGGCGGCGGCCGCGGCGGCGGCCUCGGGCGGGGUCGGGGCGGACAACUCCACGGAGCACUCCGACUACAGGGCGAAGCUGACCCAGAUCAGACAGAUCUACCACACAGAGCUGGAGAAGUACGAGCAGGCGUGUAACGAGUUCACCACCCACGUGAUGAACCUGCUGCGGGAGCAGUCGCGCACGCGGCCGAUUUCGCCCAAGGAGAUCGAGCGCAUGGUGAACAUCAUCCACCGCAAGUUCAGCUCCAUCCAGAUGCAGCUCAAGCAGAGCACCUGCGAGGCCGUCAUGAUCCUGCGCUCCCGCUUCCUCGAUGCCAGACGGAAAAGACGAAACUUCAACAAGCAGGCAACAGAGAUCCUGAACGAGUAUUUCUACUCUCACCUCAGUAACCCCUACCCAAGCGAAGAGGCUAAAGAGGAGCUGGCAAAGAAGUGCGCCAUCACAGUUGCCCAGGUUUCCAACUGGUUUGGGAAUAAAAGAAUCAGAUACAAGAAAAACAUUGGUAAGUUCCAAGAAGAAGCCAACAUGUACGCUGCGAGAACUGCCGUGAAUGCGGCUAAUGCAUCCUCACAUGGAAGCCAAGCAAAUUCACCCUCAACUCCAAACUCUGCAGGUUCUGGCGGCUCUUUUAACAUGUCAAACUCCGGGGACUUGUUCAUGAGCGUGCAGUCUCUCAAUGGGGACUCGUACCAGGGGGCUCAGGUGGGAGCCAACGUGCAGUCACAGGUGGAUACCCUUCGCCAUGUUAUCAGUCAGACAGGCGGAUACAGUGAAGCACUCACAGCCAACCAGAUGUACAGUCCGCAGGGCAUCAACGCAAACGGGGGCUGGCAGGACGCUCCGACCCCCUCGUCGGUGACUUCACCCACAGAAGGACCCGGAAGCGUUCACUCCGACACCUCCAACUGAUCCUCCACCCUCACUCCCCCUGCUUCCUAGCUUCCUCCAUCACGGCCCCCCCCCCCCCCCCUUU